This is a messenger RNA of Cutaneotrichosporon cavernicola, 1872 nucleotides long. RefSeq lists its product as uncharacterized. Gene Ontology annotation, cellular component: cytosol. Gene Ontology annotation, biological process: positive regulation of GTPase activity. Gene Ontology annotation, molecular function: guanyl-nucleotide exchange factor activity. The record is from RefSeq and is a predicted model, not a curated record. NCBI's taxonomy places the organism in Eukaryota, Fungi, Basidiomycota, Tremellomycetes, Trichosporonales, Trichosporonaceae. The transcript is spliced from 3 exons. Bases 1 to 1872 code for a protein of 623 amino acids.
AUGGCAGAAGCUACACUCGUCCAGCAGCUCCAGAAGCUCGAGCCCAAGCUCAAGGAUGGGCACCAAAACAUUGCUGAGAUGAAGCAGGCGACGACGACGCUUGCGCGCCUCGCCACAGCGCUGCACCAGAAGUCGGCGCUGCGGAGGGAGCUGGGAGCCGGCGCCCUACCAGGGUUGCUGGCAGAGCUGCUCGGCGCUCAGCCAGCGACGGAGAACGUGACAGACGGCGAGGCUUUCUUCGAGCUCGUGGGGCAGAGCGUGUUCGCAGCGGACGGGCUGGUCGAGGGCGACAAUGAGGUCAACGCCAAGAAGCUGUUCGACGUCAUGUUCCCGCACAACGCCAUGGUCUUCCUCCUCAAUGCAGACGCACUGCCCAAGGAACUAUGGAGGCAAUACCUCGUUGGACCAUGGGCGCCUAUUACGGUUCCCCGCGACCAGCUGUGUAUUCCCAAGGUGGUCGAAACGCUUCCGAAGCUCGCGUACCGCGCAUACACUCCCGGCGAGUGGGACAAGACUGAUGCCGACAUGGCGCGCGGGACUCUCGCCGAGUACCUUCUGCAGACGGUUGUCAACGUUACUGGCAAGCCGAGCUUCAACCUUGGGCUCGACGUUUUGAAGACUGUCCUGCCGUCGUUUGUGCUCUGGGCGGGAUCGAACAAGUCUACCCCUCCUGCUGGUCUCGACAGCUUCACGGAGAAGGAGGCGCAUAUGGCCUUGGGCCGCGACUUGAAUAUGCUCUAUCACUCCGCGAGCAUCCUCCACAACUUCACAAAGGCUGGGCGCGUAGACCCCGCUAUCCUCAAGGACGAAGACACUAUCACCGCGCUCGUCAGGUUCCUCGAGGACCCCGCGGUCCCGAGCUGGGUGGACCAGAGCAAGUUGACGGCCGAGACCAAGGAGGGUAUCGCGAGUAUACUCUCCACGACGCGCGACAUGGUCACCAACUUCCUGAUGGUGCUCAUGUCAAACCCGUCGACUGACGUGCCGGCACAGCUGUGGAACAAGGUCACGGUGUGGCUUGACGACCCGCGGAUGCUCGAUGUGGGUCUUGCGGCGCUGGCGAACGGAGCACGCGACGACACCAAGUCAAACGCACUCCUCGCUCCUCCCAGCGAUCUGCCGAAGCGUCUCGUUAGCCUCCUCACCUCCUCCCCAACGCCACCAGUGCAGCACUCGCUGGUCGGCCUUAUCCGCAACCUCACCGUCAACCCCGCGAACCGACACCUACUGGGCGCGCCGGUGGUCGACGGCAUUAUGGCCCUCGAUCCUUUCCAACCCGCGCGCGACCGCCUCGACCGCCUGCAGCGAGAUGCAAUCAUUGCGCUCAGCAAUCUUUCCACUGACGCCGUCCUCGCUGAGCGGAUCAUGUCCUCCGAGUCCACAAUCUCCUCCCUCAUCGCGCUCAUCCAGCGCACGCCACUGGGUGGAGUCAAGGGUCUCGGUGCGAGCUGUCUCGCGCAGGUAAUCUCUCACCUUCCCUCCACCGGCGCAGAGAAGGCGUGGGCCAACGCCACCUCCACACAGGUCCUCAUGGCGUUGGGCCAGCUCGUCGUCGCCGCUGGCGACCCGCUCGUCCUUGAGCCUGGAAUCUCGGCACUGCUGCACAUCGCCCAGCAUGGACCAGAGGACGCGAAGCGCGUUGCGACCGCCCUCAGGAUGAACUUUGGUGGUAAGGCCGUGGCCCGUGUCGUGUCUGGCAUCCUGGCACCACCACCAAUUGACCCACCACCUACCUCGUCCGUGAUUGAGGCGCGUACCCUCGACCUCGUCAAGGCGGUUGGAAACGAUGGGAUCACACAGGCCGUCAAGAGUGCCGUGGCCGAUAACCAGAAGGCAGGGAGGAAGGUUGCGCCGGGAGUCGAGACGCUGUGA